Messenger RNA from Saccharomyces mikatae IFO 1815, 3525 nucleotides. It is a transcript of the gene URB2, whose product is annotated as ribosome biogenesis protein URB2. Gene Ontology annotation, cellular component: nucleolus. The record is from RefSeq and is a predicted model, not a curated record. NCBI's taxonomy places the organism in Eukaryota, Fungi, Ascomycota, Saccharomycetes, Saccharomycetales, Saccharomycetaceae. The coding region runs from base 1 to 3525 and encodes 1174 amino acids. Gene Ontology annotation, biological process: ribosome biogenesis. The transcript has a single exon.
AUGGGCAAUCUCGCGAAAGAACUAUCCAUCCCAGACAAUGCCCAAGAUUUGUCGAAAAUAUUACGUUCGACGAGCACGAAACCUCAUCAAAUUGCUCAGAUAGUCUCACAACUUGAUGAAUUAGAAAUUUAUUUCCCCAACAAGGAGAUUUUUGUUUUAGAUUUACUCAUCGAUAGGCUCAAUAAUGGAAAUUUAGAUGAUUUCAAGACCAGUGAACAUACUUGGAUCAUUUUCAGCAAAUUAUUGGACGAAAUCAACGAUACAGUAUCGAUAAAGAAACUACUCAAAAAGUUGAAAGUUGUUCCUGUAAUGACAAGAACGAUCUACGUGUGGCCUAGAAACCAAUUGAUUGCCGGCAGUAUUCCUUUUAUGAAAACUUUUUUUGCCAUUCAUGACUACUUAAUGGUCAAUUUUUCUGUUGAGGAAUCUUUCCAACUCUUGGAAGAAGUGAUAAAUGGCUUAAGUCUAUGCUCAUCUGCUAAUUUUGCGUAUUCAUAUUUACAAGAUGCCUGCAAUCUAACUCGCAUUGACAAUAUCACCACAACAGACAACAAAAUUGCCACUUGUUACUGCAAGCAUAUGCUAUUACCAAGUUUGAUAUAUUUCGUGAAGAUUGAACACCCGGUAUCUUCAAACAAAUCUUUUAUUCGUUUAUCUAAUCUCAUGGGCAAAUUUCUUUUACAACCACGUGUUGAUUACAUGAAAUUGAAUGAAAAGUUUGUUCAAGAAAAUGCAUCAAAAAUUACCGAUGAUAUGGCUUACUACUAUUUUGCUACUUUCGUCGAUUUCUUAUCUAAAGACAAUUUUGUUCAGCUAGAAACUAUCUUCACAAUUCUGGCUGCCCAAAAACCAAGUUUAAAAUUCAAAUUUCUGACUCUUUUAGCAGAGUCGAAGAAGACUGUAUCUCAAGAGUUCCUAGAAACAUUAUUACUCGAAACUUUAACGUCAAACGAUAAAUCUGGAGCACUAUCACUAAUACCAACCAUCUUGAAGUUAGAUAUCGAGGUUGCUAUUAAACAUAUUCUCCGUUUACUUAUUUUGAUCCAAUCGGAACAUAUUACUGAUCCUCACUUCUCUUCUCAUAUUUGGGAUUUGAUAAUUCAAUCCCACGCUAAUGCAAGAGAACUAUCGGACUUUUUCGCCAAAAUAAACAAGUACUGUUCCGAAAAAGGCUCAGAUUCCUAUUUUCUAAUUAGUUGUCCUGCAUAUGUUAAGUCAAUAACGAAACAGAUGUUCACGUUAUCUUCUUUGCAAUGGAAAAGUUUAUUGCAAACUUUACUUGACCAAGUCAACUCUGAUUCUACCAACAGGGUUCCGUUGUACCUAAUAGGCAUAUGCUUGGAAGGACUAUCAGAAAGUGCAUCUCACACCAUCCUCACCGAGUUGAAGCCUGUUUUGUCUCAAGUAUUUACUUUGGAAUCAUUUAAUAACAGUCUCCAAUGGGAUUUAAAAUACCAUAUUAUGGAAGUUUACGAUGAUAUUGUUCCUGCAGAAGAACUAGAAAAACUUAAUUACAUAUCAUCUUCUAACCUUUUUGAUAUUACAUCGGGUCAACUUGAAAAGCUGUUCUUUUAUUGCUUCAAAUUAAGAGAAUAUUUUUCGUUUGACCUUCCUAACAUAAUAGAAAAGUUUAUGAAAUACUUUGUAACCCUUGACGACCAGAACAAAUCAAUCCUAUCAUUUUCUAUUGUGUCCAAAUUUGCAACAUUAGUUAACAACAACUUCACAAGAGAACAGAUCUCUACUUUGCUCGAUUCAUUAUUAUCAAACUCAAAAAAUUUGUAUUUGGUAUUGAGUAACGAUGACGUUUUCGAAGAGGCUAAUAUCACAUAUGCUUUGAUAAACAAACUUUCUUGUUCAUACCAUCAAUCUUCUGCUUUAAAUGCUUUGGUUCAAAUUCCUAUCCAAUGUAUCAACAAAAAUAUUAGAGUGUCUCUCAUUAAUAAUAUUACCAGUGAAUCUUUUUGUUUAAGUACUGCUGCUAAAAAAUGUGCUCUUCAUUUGUUGGCAAGCCCGACUUUUAAGACAAAUAUCGAGACAAAUUUCAAUGAGCUGUGUGAGAGAACAAUAGUGACUCCGGAAAGUAUAAUUUCAAGAACAUAUGAUAAAGAAAUGAAAAUGGGAGAUGAAGAAUCUAUUUUUGAGAAAGUUUGGACUAACCAUUUGUCACAGGCAAAGGAGCCUGUGAGUGAAAAAUUCUUGAGAUCUGGUUACCAGAUUAUCAGAAAGGCAAUGUCAUUGCCCAAUUGUGAUACCAAACUGAUUAUUGCCGGUUUCAUUAUCGCAAAAUUUUCAACACUAGAUAACAAGCAGAAAGAUGCACAAGAUAUGACAAUAGAAUAUGCUGUGGACAUUUUGGAAAACUAUUCACAAAACUUUGACUCCAAAUCUAUUCCUUUAGUCAGAAUAUCUAUGUCUGCAUUAUACAAGAUCAUAACGGUAGGCCAAGGUGAUAUUUCCAAGCAUAAAACAAAAAUUUUGGCGCUAUUUUCUAAAAUCAUGCUUCGAUAUCAUUCUGAAAAAAUAUAUCAUAGACCAGAAGAACAGGAAAUGUUUUUGGUUCAUUCACUUCUUGUAGAAGAUAAGUUGGAGUACAUUUUUGCAGAGUAUUUAAACAUCAAUCAUACCGUUCAGUGCGAUUCUGCUCUAGGAUUUUGUUUGGAAAAAAGUCUCAAGAAAGGCCCUGAUGCAUUCAAUCGUCUACUUUGGAACAGUGCCCAAUCUUUUUCUACUAUCAACGAAUCUUAUGGCGAAAAGUUUAUGAGGAUAUUUAUUAUAAUGUCUACAAGGAUCACAAGGGACAACAACCUUGGUCACCAUAUAUUUGUAAUUGCUCUACUCGAAGCCUAUACCAGCUGCGAUAUUGAAAAGUUUGGAUACAAGUCGUACUUGCUACUGUUGAACGCUAUCAAGGAUUUUUUAGUCUCGAAACCCUGGCUUUUCACCCAAUAUUGCAUUGAGAUGCUGCUUCCAUUCUGUUUAAAAAUCGUUAAUCUUUCAAUAAGCUAUGACUUAACCAUCGAAACCAAUAAAGGAUUUGUCAACAUUAUCGAAGUUAUAGAUCAUAUACUAUUAGUUCACAGAUUUAAGUUCUCUAAUCGUCAUCACCUAAUCAACGCCGUGCUUUGUCAGCUAUUAGAAAAACUAGCAACACACGACGGUAUAUUGUCUACACAAUCAGCAGACUCUAUAGCCAGAUUGAUUACAAACUAUUGUGAGCCUUAUGAUGUAUCAAACCCUCAAAAUGGACCAAAAAACAACUUAAACUCAAAGAUAAGCUUAAUAAAACAAUCUAUUAGAAAAAAUGUACUUGUGGUUUUAACCAAAUAUAUUCAAUUGUCUAUUACGACACAGUUCAAUUUAAACAUCAAAAAGAGUUUACAGCCCGGUAUCCACGCUAUUUUUGAUAUAUUAUCUCAAAACGAGUUAAAUCAACUGAAUGCCUUUCUUGAUGCGUCUGGGAAGCAGUAUUUUAAGGCACUUUACGUUCAAUAUAAAAAGACUGGUAAAUGGCGUGAAGAUUAA